Myxocyprinus asiaticus (Chinese sucker) is the source of this 5106-nucleotide messenger RNA. RefSeq names its product tripartite motif-containing protein 16-like. The coding region runs from base 231 to 2183 and encodes 650 amino acids. Lineage: Eukaryota; Metazoa; Chordata; Actinopteri; Cypriniformes; Catostomidae. Gene Ontology annotation, molecular function: zinc ion binding. The record is from RefSeq and is a predicted model, not a curated record. The transcript is spliced from 13 exons.
UGCUUUCGGUGUGAACAGCCCCUUAGACUGUUCUGGGUGUCUCCAUCUAGUGGUGUUACUGAAAAAUAUGUAAAGGCGAAAUUCAAAGUUCACUACCACCUUACCAGGAAGCGUAUGCUUUAUCUAUUUGUAUCAGUUUUCUAACACAGGUUGGUCUUUUGAAGACACCGUCUGUGGAACGACAACAACAAGAUAAAGUUUUUUUGUUUUUUUUAUUCUCGACUAUUUAAAUGGCAGAGGCUGUGCUCAGAGAUCACGAACGGUACAGCUGCCCAAUAUGUCUGGAUCUGUUGAAGGAUCCUGUGACAAUUCCCUGUGGACACAGUUACUGUAUGAGCUGUAUCAAUGAGUACUGGAAUAUGGAAGACCAGAAAGGAACUUGUAGCUGUCCGCAGUGCAGGCAAACCUUUUAUUCAAGGCCUUCUCUCAACAGAAGCACUGUACUUGCUGAAAUAAUGGAGACAUUGAGGGUCACAGCACUGCAAGUGUCAGAGUCUGCUCAAAGUCUUUCUGGACCUGGAGAUAUUGGAUGUGAUUUCUGCAUUGGAAGAAAGUUCAAAGCUGUCAAGUCUUGUUUGGAGUGUCUGGCCUCUUACUGUGAAGCACAUGUACAGCCCCACUAUAAUGUUCCUGCCCUGAAGAAACACAAGCUGAUCAAAGCUACUAUCAUGCCAACAUGCUCCAAACAUGACAAGCUCUUGGAGGUUUACUGUCGUACAGACCAGAAAUGUGUCUGCAUGCACUGCUUAAUGGAUGACCACAAAGGCCACGACACAGUGCCAUGUACGACAGAACGGAAUGACAAACAGAUAAAACUAGCAGAUAAUCAGACGAAACUCAAGCAGACAAUCCAGGCAAAAGAAAAAGAGCUGCAGAUGAUGAAAAUGGACAUUAAAUCCCAUUCAAAUUCUGCAAAGAAGGCAGUGGAGAACAGUAAGAAAGCCUUCAUUGAAUUAGUCCGCUUCAUUGAGCUGAGAAGCACUGAUGUGAUUAAAAAGAUAAAAGCUCACGAAAAGGCCGAUCUGGAUCAAGGUGCGAAACUACAAGAGAAGCUGGAGGUGGAAAUCAAGGAGCUGAAGAGGAGAAAAGAAGUGCUGGAGACCCUUCUACAGACAGACGACAGCAUCAACUUUCUUCAGAAUUAUGAGUCUCUGUCCUCUUCAUCUGGCUCUGAUGAUUUCCCGAGUCUCUCUUUUAAGCCGUGCUGCUCUUAUAUGGAUGUAAGCAAACUUGUGUUUGAACUUAAAGAGCGACUGGAGACUACAUUCAACCAGGAAAUAAGUGAAACAUCUAAAAAAGUUUCCGAUCUAGUCACAAAAAAUGCUCCAGUCUGCAUCAAGGUCGGAGACAGAGUCCGAGUGAAACCUUCUGUUAACACCCCAAAAUAUGAAUGGGGCAGAAAUGUCACACAUAAGAGUGUGGGUUUGGUAAAAGAUAUCAAAGGUGAUGAGAGCUUGGUGGUCGAGUUUCAUGGACAUACAAACUGGAGAGGAAUUCUCUCUGAAAUGGAGCUAGUCACUGAUGAUGAUGAGUGUGAUCCUUCAAGCAUCAAAAUUGGAUCAAGAGUACGUGUGAAAGCCUCAGUUGACACUCCAGAAUGUGGCUGGGGAGAUGUUACAAAAAAUAGCAUUGGAAUUUUAAAAGCUGUAGAUGGUGAUACAGUGAGUGUGGAUUUCCCAGAGCAUUCAGACUGGACCGGUAUGCUCUUGGAGAUGGAGCUUGCUCCUGAUGAUGACGCAGGGUCCCCCACUCAUGACUGCUUCAAGAUAGGAAACAGAGUCCAUGUGAGAUCUUCAGUGAAAAACCCAAAACAUGGAUGGGGGGAGGUCACUCACAGCAGCAUUGGUGUCAUUAAAAAAAUUCAGGGUGAGAGUUUGACUGUAGAUUUCCCUGAGCAGAUAGAUUGGAUUGGCACAGUUUCUGAAAUGGAGCUUGUGGACAAUGCUGGUUCAGAACUCUGUUUAAGCCCUGGAGCAAAGGUCCGUGUUAAACCCUCCAUCAUCACUCCAGUACAUGGCUGGGGAUGUGUUACCAAGGACAGCAUUGGAGUGGUUUUAGAUACUGAUAACACCAAAGUGACUGUGAACUUCCCUGAGCAGUCUAACUGGACAGGCAUUGUCUCAGAGAUUGAGGCUCUUCCUAAUAAUGACACACUGGACCAAGGAGCAUGUCGUGUAGAUUAAUCACAUUAACAUUGGUAAAAAAUAAUGAUUAUGGAUGAUAUUCUAGAAGCAUGACGUCGCUGUGUUGCCUGAGACCUGUUCAGUUAAACGUAAAUGCACAAUACUCAUAAGGAUGGCCUUGUCCUUACACCCUAUUAUUCAUUUUAAAAGGUAUGCUAGUAUAAAAUUGAUAUACACUCUCUGAGCACUAUAUUAGGAACACUACACUAAUACUAGGUAGGGCCUCCCUUUGCUCUCAAAACAGCCUCAGUUCUUUGUGACAUGAUUUCCACAGGAUGUUAGAAAACAUUCCUUUGUGAUUCUGGUACAUGUUAACAUGAUUGAAUCACACAAUUACUGCACAAUCAUGCUGCAAAUCUCCCAUUCUACCACAUCCCAAAGGUGUUCUAUUGGAUUCAGAUCCGGUGACUGGGAAGGCCGCUGAAGUACCAUGAACUCAUUGUCAUGUUCAUGAAACCAGUUUGAGAUGACUUUUGCUUAGUGACAUGGUGCAUUAUUAUGCUGGAAGUAGCCAUUAGAAGAUGGGUAAAUUGUUGCCAUAAACGGAUGUACUUGGUCAGCAACAUUACUCAACUAGGCUUUGGCACUCAAGCAAUUGAUUGGUAUUAACGGGCCCAAAGUGUGCCAAGAAAACGUUCCCCACACAUUUACACCACCACCGCCACCAGCCUGGACUGUUGACACAAGGCAGGUUGGGUCCAUGGAUUCAUGCUGUUGGCGCCAAAUUCUGACCCUACCAUCUGUGUGCCUCAGCAGAAAUUGAGAUUCAUCAGACCAGGCUAUGUUUUUCCAGUCUUUAACUGUCCAGUUUUGUAGAGUGUGUGCCCACUGCAGCCUCAGCUUUCUUGGCUGACAGAAGUGAAACCCGACGUAGUCUUCUGCUUUUGUAACCCAUCCGCCUUAAGGUUCAAUGUGUUGUGCACUCUGAGAUGCUAUUUUGCUCAGUACAAUUGCACGGAGGAGUUAUCUGAGUUACCGUAGCAUUUCUGUCAGCUCGAACCAGUCUGGCCAUUCUCUAUUGACCUCUCUCAUCCAUAGGGGGUUUCCGUCCGCAGAACUGCUGCUCACUGGAUGUUUUUUUUUUUUUUUUGGCACAAUUCUGAGUAAACUCUAAAGACUGUUGUGUGUGAAAAUCCCAGGAGAUCAGCAGUUACAGAAUUACUCAAACCAGCCCAUCUGCACCAACAAUCAUGCCACAGUCGAAAUCAAUGAGAUCACAUUUUACCCCAUUCUGAUGGUUGAUGUAAACAUUAACUGAAGCUCCUGACCCAUAUCUGCAUGAUUUUAUGCAUUGCGCUGCUGCUACAUAAUUGGCUGAUUAGAUAAUCGCAUGAAUAAGUAGGUGUACAGGUUUUCCUAAUAAAGCACUCAGUGAGUGUAUAUAUAUAUAUAUAUAUAUAUAUAUAUAUAUAUAUAUAUAUAUAUAUAUAUAUAUAUAUAUAUACACACACUACCAUUAAAAAGUUUGGGGUCACUUGCCUGAAAUGUUUCUCAUGAUCUUAAAAAUCUUUUGAUCUGAAGGCGUAUGCUUAAAUGUUUGAAAUUAGUUUUGUUGACAAAAAAUAUAAUUGUGCCAACAUAUUAAUUUAUUUAAUUACAAAACUAAAAUUUUAUUUAAAUAAAAAAAGUUUUUGAAAUGGAUAACUUGGACCAAAUAAUUAAGAAAAGCAGCCACUAAGUGCCCAGCAUAUAGAUGGGAACUCCUUCAAUACUGUUUAAAAAGCAUCCCAGGGUGAUACCUCAAGAAGUUGGUUGAGAAAAUGCCAAGAGUACAUUUCUGCAAAAUCUAGGCAAAAUGUGGCCACUUUGAAGAUGCUAAAAUAUAACAUAGUUUUGAUUUAUAUUUUUUUAGUCACAACAUAAUUCCCAUAUUUCCAUUUCUAUUAUUCCAUAGUUGUGAUGACUUUACUAUUAUUCUAAAAUGUGAAAAAAAAAUUAAAAAAAAUAAAGAAUGAGUAAGUGACCCUAAACCUUUGAACGGUAGUGUAUAUCAGUACUGUGCAAACGUCUGAGGAACUGUUUCACAAAAACAUUUGUCUUAAGAUGGUUAUUUUACAGUAUAUCUUCAUAGUGUGUCAAUAAGAAAUAUCAGUUUUACAUUUCUGAACAUUUCUUAUGCAAAUAGAAGUAGAACAAAGAGUUCUGCAACAGAUUCAAAAUCUCAGCAUCAUUGAGUCUGGGAGUUCAUGAAGAGACAGAAGUAAUUGAGACCUAAAUACACAGAACUGUGGCAAGUUAUCUAAGAUGCUUGGAGCAACCUUGAAAAUCUGUGCACAAGUGUACCUAGAAGAAUUGGUGCUGUUUUAAAGAUACAGGGUGGUCACACCAAUUAUUGAUUUUUUUAUUUUUUAUUUAUUAUUUCUUUUUUUAUGUUUACUGCACUUUGUAUGAAGUUUAUUGAUAAAUGAAAAUGAUUCAUGACUUUAUUUUUGAAAACAUCCUCACAAUACAACAUUUUUUUCACAGCUGUGUAAAACUUUUGCACAGUAUUGUGUGUAUAGAUAGAUAGAUAGAUAGUAAAUGGCAUAGUGUGACGAGGAGGAGGGUGUGGCCGGGCCAUGAUGGUGCACGGCCGGCACUGAAUCAGCUGAUCAGCAGGAGAGCGAGAUAAAGGGGAGCCGGAGGCGCCAGUUCGAGAGAGAGAGACGCACGCGGCAUGUGUGUCUGUGUUCGUUUAUGUUUUAUGUUGUUUUAAGUUAAUUUAUUUCAUUAAAGUUUAUGUUGACUGUUUAGCCGGUUCCCGCCUCCUCGUCACACUUGGUUUCAUUUAGCCUUUUUCAUAAGUUGCUUAUGGCCUCAGAAUUGUUAUUUCUAUUAAUUACUGUAAAUAAUUAUUAAGAAUAAUUGCAAAUUCUGUAAAAUUAUUAUUCCCCCCCCCAUUUUGGCAUGUUUUCAAGGGGAUAAAUAAAAAUGUUGCCAAUUA